AUUGCUAACCCCCCCUGCUCUUUUUUAAGCUGCCCAGACACCUUUUUCCCAACCUUAAAAAAAGACCAAACAUAAAUCUUCUCUCUCUCUCUAGAUUUCCUCCUUUCUCUCUCUAAUCUCUCCCAUGGCGUCCACCCGUGAGGGUCACUACAGAGGAGUGCGAAAGCGACCAUGGGGCCGCUACGCCGCCGAGAUACGCGACCCGUGGAAGAAAACCCGGGUUUGGCUGGGCACUUUUGACACCCCCGAGGAAGCCGCCUUGGCCUACGACGGCGCCGCCAGGUCUCUCAGGGGAGUCAAGGCUAAGACCAAUUUCCCUCCUCCACCUUUCGUGGGGCCGCCGCCUGCUUUCCCGCUGGAUCUAAACCUUCCCGGCGAUCACGGCCUCCGCGGCUGCUGGCCUCCGCCGCCGGGCCGGCGCCUCAUGAUCGGAGAGUUUCUCCAGGCCGGGGUGCCGUUCAAGGAUAUGUGCAUGAACAUGAACGUCGCCGCUCCUUCUCCUCCGGAAGCGGUUGUUAGUGCGGCGUCUUCCUCCGCUCCUCCGGUACCGGACAACGGCGGCGCGGCGAACGUGUUUGCUAUUGUCAGACGUGGACUGCCGAUUGACUUAAACGAGCCGCCGCCGUUGUGGAUUUGAUCUUUGUUUAAGAUUUUCGUAUGCAUUACUCCGUAUUUCUUACUUGCCAUUUUUCAUCUUCUGGAGGGAGAUCGGAUAUUUUCUGAAUAUGGAUGUGAUUAUCAAGACUUUUCUGUAUAUAUUUUUAUUGCAAUGAAUGAUGACGAUGAUGACGAUUUUAAAUCAGGUUCUUUAAUCCUCUAGAUAUUCUCUUUUCUUUAAUUAACUGCCCCAUUUUCUCUAUUCAAUAAAGCGUACAGAUGUUUUUGGAGUACUUUAUACAAGACAAA
This is a messenger RNA of Cuscuta europaea, 906 nucleotides long. The record is from the annotation of a GenBank genome assembly. Lineage: Eukaryota; Viridiplantae; Streptophyta; Magnoliopsida; Solanales; Convolvulaceae.